GCGGCAGCAGCCCGCGAGCGCCCGGGGGUGGACAUUGAUCCUAUGACGCAUGCCCGGAAGAAACCGCUCUUACUUCUGAAACACUCAGCUGGUUCUGUGGGUCAAGCUUUGUCACCGAUUGACGGUGAGAGAAUGGAUAGGACUGAGGCGGAGGACAGCGAGCAAGGAAAUGGUACCGAGGGGCAAAGCUGCCAGAGUAGAUUUGCAGGCGUGAAUAAAAUCAGGAAUUCACAAGAACACCGAAAGACGUAUCCAUUGAGGAAACGUCUCAGCUCAUCCGUGGAUAAAAAGACAUGCUCGGUGCUCCUCACGAGACUGGAAGAUGUAGCCGGAUCCUUUUCAGAGGAAACUCAGAGCGUCAUGAAAAGAGGUCUCUCCAAUUGUGUGGAUGACUUCAGACCUGCCUGCCUUUCAGAUCAAGUUCAAGUGGGGGGAGCAGGAACGAACGACUCAUCGUUAGGGAAAUGCACAGUAUCUUGUCCAGUCACUGAGCAGGAGGGACAUGACGCCUGCCUCUCAGUGCCCAGGAAACGAAGGCUAGCCUCCCUGAAUGCAGAAGCAGUGAACAACCUGCUGUUCGAACGGGACGAUGGCCUAUUAUCUGGCAGACGUUUUCGAAAAGAUUCCACCAAAGUCAGUGGAGUUUGUUGCACUAAGACCGUAUGUUGCAAAACUCAGUGCGCUUGGCCCUUGCUGGAAAAGCAUAGCUCUAAAACAGUGAAGGGAAAGAACCAAAACGGAUCGAAUCGGAAGUGUGAUCCUUAUGACCAGUUAUUGGAUGAUGUCUUUGAUGGGAAGAGGCGGGAGGAUAGUGGGGUUUCCUACCAUCCUGCUCCAAAGAGAUUGGCCAGUCUCAAUGCAGUGGCAUUUCUGAAACUGACCCAUGAGAAAGACCACCCGCUGAAGCCGAGGAGUAAAUCGACUGGCGAGGGCAAGUCUGAAAAUCACUGUUCCAAAUCGAAGCUCAAGUGGGCCAAAGCCAACAGGAAAAAUUGUGUUAAAUCCAAAAAGGAAACGUCCACUAUAAAAAUAGAGGGUCAGCAUGGCUGGCAAGGAGUCACCGAGGGUGCAUUUAGAAAAGUAGCCCAUCAGGAUUCUCCUAGAAUCUAUGGGAAAGCAGAAACUAUCAGUUACGAACCAUUACCUAACUCUUGUGAGGGCACAGAGGGUUUCUGUCACAGGCUGCCUUUGCUUAUGGGUGGGCAAGCUUCCAUGAAGCCUGAAUAUGGAAGACCUGGAGAGAAAUCUCCUACCCCCAAGCAGGAAUUCCAUCAGCCUUCCUUCCCAGUACCUCAGUUCCAUCCUUUGCCGGUGCCAGGAAAUCAUGCGGACUGUGGCUGUGUCUAUGAAUCAUCAGGCUUGACUCCAUUAAAUGGGUUUUAUGUUUAUUAUGGUCAAAGUGGAUACAGUAGUUACACUCAUUGCUCUGUUUACCCGAAGGAUGAGUUGUCGCAGGCAACAAGUUGUGAGGGCCUUUUGGUAUCUCCAGGUUCCUUGCCAUCAGAUCCCUCGUUUCAGCCAUUUCACUGGUGCAACUCUCCAUAUUGUUGUGGAGAAGGAACAGCAAUUAAUAAUAGUUACAGCCUUUGCGGAGUUAUGCACGUCCCAGAAAGCAGAGUCAGUGGUGUGCAUAUGGGGCGGAACAGCUACCCUUAUAAGAUGCCUUUCACAGCAGACAGCUGCAAGUCCCUGGACCAGCUGAGCCUCACAAUCCCUGUGGCAGGGCACCCUGUUUCACCUGCCCACCCACUCUCAGGAUGUCCGGUACCCAGUGUGCCACCAGCUGCAGAACCCGUUCCUCACUUGCAGACGCCCAACUCAGAGCCCCAGACUAUGGCCCGCGAAUGCCCACAGAGCUCCAAGCCCCCCAGUGGCUCUAAAUCCGGUCUCCGGAAUACUACCAGCUGUUUACACGUGUCUGACAGCAAAACAGCCAGGGCUCACUCGCAUCCAAAGCAGCAGCGCAUUAACCGAAGGAGAGCCACGAACGGCUGGGUACCUGUUGGCGCAGCUUCAGAGAAGGCCGUCUACGUUGUGAACGAACCCGAGCCAGCUGUUCGCAAGAGCUACCAAGCUGUGGAGAGAGACGGAGAAAUCAUCCGGGUCAGAGACACAGUGCUCCUGAAAUCAGGACCGCGAAAGAAAUCUAUGCCUUACGUGGCAAAGAUAUCUGCUUUAUGGGAAGAUCCUAAAACAGGGGAGCUGAUGAUGAGCCUCCUGUGGUAUUACAGACCGGAGCACACUCAGGGAGGCCGCAAUCCUAGCAUGCAUCAAAACGAGAUCUUUGCAUCCCGACAUCAGGAUGAAAACAGUGUUGCCUGUAUUGAGGAAAAGUGCUAUGUUCUGACCUUUGCAGAGUACUGCAGAUUUUGUGCCUUGGCAAAGCGUCGAGUUGAGGGGAUCCCAGGCAAGAAAACUGUGAUGGUCCCUCCAUCAGAAGAGUAUUCCACCCCUGCGCAUCGCAAGGUGCCGGAGGACACAGACCCGGAGCUGGUGUUCCUCUGCCGCCACGUCUACGACUUCAGGCACGGGCGCAUCUUGAAGAAUCCCCAGUAA
Euleptes europaea (tarantolino) is the source of this 2556-nucleotide messenger RNA. It is a transcript of the gene BAHD1, whose product is annotated as bromo adjacent homology domain containing 1. The record is from RefSeq and is a predicted model, not a curated record. The coding region runs from base 43 to 2556 and encodes 837 amino acids. The transcript is spliced from 7 exons. Gene Ontology annotation, molecular function: chromatin binding. NCBI's taxonomy places the organism in Eukaryota, Metazoa, Chordata, Lepidosauria, Squamata, Sphaerodactylidae.